UCUCCAUGCUGUUCACAGCCUUUGGAAGCUGGCGUUACGCGAAAUGGAAAGGAGCCUCCGCUGAAAAUUUCCAGUUCGAGUAAAGGCGUCUGACAUCUUUCCCGACACGGAACGAAAAUGAUUUCUUCACAUAUUUAUCUGCUUGACUGGAAAAUCUGUCCUUUCUUCUUUAGGUUAAUGUAAAAUUCACAAUUAAAAAAAGUCCCCCCCCUCAAUUCUCGAUUGUUUUGGAGCAACUAAACAGAAGAAAGGGAUUGUUUAGUUUGUGGCACCAAGAGGAAUCACCGGAGUUCACGAUGGACGGGUCGCAGUGCUACUACAAUGAGACAAUUGCUUUCUUUUAUAACCGCAGUGGAAAGCAUCUGGCCACAGAGUGGAAUACAGUCAGCAAGCUGGUGAUGGGCCUGGGGAUUACAGUGUGCAUCGUCAUCAUGCUGGCCAACUUGCUCGUCAUGGUGGCCAUCUACACCAACCGGCGCUUCCACUUCCCCAUCUACUAUCUGAUGGCCAACCUGGCGGCGGCGGACUUCUUUGCUGGCCUGGCUUACUUCUACCUGAUGUUCAACACGGGCCCCAACACAAGGCGGCUGACGGUCAGCACCUGGCUGCUGCGCCAGGGGCUCCUGGACACCAGCCUGACCGCCUCAGUGGCCAACCUGCUGGCCAUCGCCAUCGAGCGCCACAUCACCGUCUUCCGCAUGCAGCUGCACACACGCAUGAGCAACCGGCGGGUAGUGGUGGUCAUCGUGGUCAUCUGGACCAUGUCCAUCGUCAUGGGCGCCAUCCCCAGCGCAGGCUGGAACUGCAUCUGCAACAUCAACUCCUGCUCCAACAUGGCACCCCUCUACAGCAACUCGUAUCUGGUCUUCUGGGCCGUCUUCAACCUGGUCACCUUUGUAGUCAUGGUGGUCCUCUAUGCCCACAUAUUCGUCUAUGUGCGGCGGAGGACCAUGCGGAUGUCCCGGCAGAUCUCGGGGCCACGCCGGAAGCGAGACACCAUGAUGAGCCUGCUGAAGACGGUGGUGAUCGUUCUGGGUGCCUUCAUCAUUUGCUGGACACCUGGCUUGGUAUUGCUGCUUUUGGAUGUGUUCUGUGCCAAGUGCAAUGUGUUGGAUUUCGAGAAGUUCUUCCUCCUCCUGGCAGAGUUCAACUCUGCCAUGAACCCGAUCAUCUACUCCUACCGGGACAAAGAGAUGAGCGCCACCUUCAAGCAGAUCCUGUGCUGCCAGCGGCAGGAUAAUGUGAACGGCACUACCGAGGGCUCGGACCGCUCUGCCUCCUCCGUCAACCACACCAUCCUAAGCGGACCGCUUUAUGACCGCACGGUCGUGUGAAAGAUGCUGCGAGAGAGCCGAAUGUUGGGACAGAGUACCACGUGCUGUGUCCCAGAUCAUUCCGACAACGUACAAGCCAGACAUUUAGCCAUCGAGGACUAUGCUGUUGCAUUGCUGUUGUGGAAAUGUCAAAUUUCUAAUAAGGCUCCAUGAAUUACGCAAGGAGGACUGAUCUAAGAUGUGAAGUAUAUGUCAGUAUAUGUAUAGCUGUUCUUGUAUGUAUAACUACCACUGAGCCCUGGUUAUUCUCUUACUCUAGUAGGGAUGUCAAGGUAAAUGGUUUUCAUGAUAUGCUACAAUAUUCAACUUUUUUAUUAUCGGUCUGCAGACAUUUUCCUAUAUUAUAGUAAUCGUGUUAAAGGUAUGCCAUUGUAUUUAUUAUAUGUUUCAUUUUUUAAUGCAGAUCAAGAUUUCACCACAGUAGCUUACAGUAUUGCUUGCAUGUUGCAAUACAGAAAGUUAGUUCAUUAGUUCAGCUCCCAGUGUGUGUAUACUUGCCAAAGAAGGGAAUUCCAUUCCAUUAUUCUUCAUCUGUGGAAACACUAAAUUGUCUUGUAUAUAAAUGAAAUGUUUAACUUUAUAGUAGCUCAGCACCUGCUAUGUAAAACAGCAAAUACACUUGAAGAAUUAUUGUUAGAAGUUUUCACAAAUGAACCUGAAACUUGGAUUCC
This is a messenger RNA of Megalops cyprinoides (Indo-Pacific tarpon), 2005 nucleotides long. Its product is annotated as lysophosphatidic acid receptor 1-A-like. The record is from RefSeq and is a predicted model, not a curated record. Gene Ontology annotation, cellular component: membrane. Gene Ontology annotation, molecular function: lysophosphatidic acid receptor activity. The coding region runs from base 297 to 1334 and encodes 345 amino acids. Gene Ontology annotation, biological process: phospholipase C-activating G protein-coupled receptor signaling pathway; neurogenesis. The transcript is spliced from 3 exons. NCBI's taxonomy places the organism in Eukaryota, Metazoa, Chordata, Actinopteri, Elopiformes, Megalopidae.